Molecule: messenger RNA, 1927 nt
Organism: Nicotiana tabacum (common tobacco)
Lineage: Eukaryota; Viridiplantae; Streptophyta; Magnoliopsida; Solanales; Solanaceae
Product: phospholipase D delta-like
Biological process (GO): phosphatidylcholine metabolic process; phospholipid catabolic process
Cellular component (GO): plasma membrane
Molecular function (GO): D-type glycerophospholipase activity; calcium ion binding
Source: RefSeq, a predicted model, not a curated record
AGGGGUGCGCGUUCUGUUAUUAGUUUGGGAUGAUAAAACUUCCCAUGAUAAGUUCUUUAUUAACACGGCGGGAGUAAUGGGAACUCACGAUGAGGAGACCAAGAAGUUCUUUAAGCAUUCCUCUGUGAUAUGUGUUUUGUCGCCACGUUAUGCUAGCAGUAAACUCAGCAUUAUCAAGCAACAGGUAGUGGGAACCAUGUUUACGCACCAUCAGAAGUGCGUACUGGUAGAUACACAGGCAUCCGGUAAUAAUAGGAAAGUUACAGCAUUCUUAGGAGGUCUUGAUCUCUGCGAUGGUCGAUAUGAUACACCCGAACAUCGCCUAUUCCGUGAUCUUGACACUGUAUUUAAAGAUGAUUUUCAUCAGCCUACAUUUCCUCCAGGGACCAAGGCUCCGAGGCAACCAUGGCAUGAUUUGCAUUGCAGAAUUGACGGACCUGCUGUAUAUGAUGUGCUUAUAAACUUUGCUCAGCGAUGGAGGAAAGCAACAAAAUGGAGGGAAUUCAAGUUGUUUAAGAAAACAAUGUCCCAUUGGCACGAUGAUGCUAUGAUAAAAAUUGAGCGUAUCUCAUGGAUUCUAAGCCCUGCUUUUGCUGUUUUAAGGGAGGGUACUGAAAUUCCAGGGGAUGAUCCCAAACUACAUGUAUAUGGAGAAGGUCACUCAGAAAAUUGGCAUGCACAGAUCUUCCGCUCCAUCGAUUCUGGUUCAGUGCAGGGUUUCCCCAAGAGAAUUGAUGUCGCGCAGGCACAGAACCUUGUCUGCUCAAAAAAUUUGAUAGUAGAUAAAAGCAUUGAAGCAGCAUAUAUUCAGGCGAUAAGAUCCGCUCAGCAUUUCAUAUAUAUUGAAAAUCAGUAUUUUCUUGGAUCGUCAUAUGCUUGGGAAUCGUACAAAGAUGCAGGAGCGGAUCAUCUGAUACCAAUGGAAUUGGCACAUAAAAUCACUAGUAAAAUUAGAGCGAGGGAAAGGUUUUGUGUAUAUGUUGUCAUGCCCAUGUGGCCCGAAGGCGAUCCUAAGUCAAUCACUAUGCAGGAAAUUCUCUUCUGGCAGAGCCAGACAGUACAGAUGAUGUAUCAAGUUAUUGCAACAGAGCUCAAGUCGAUGCAGCUCUUGGACUCACAUCCUUUAGACUAUUUAAAUUUCUACUGUCUUGGUAACCGUGAAGAGAUUCCAAGCUCUAUCUCUCAACCUUCUGGUAAUGGUGAUAAGGUCUCAGACUCAUAUAAGUUUCAGCGAUUCAUGAUAUAUGUUCAUGCCAAAGGAAUGAUAGUGGAUGAUGAAUAUGUUAUUGUGGGCUCUGCCAACAUAAAUCAACGUUCUUUAGCUGGGUCAAAGGACACAGAGAUAGCUAUGGGUGCCUACCAGCCUCAUCACACUUGGGCAGAAAAUCAAAGGCAUCCACGGGGACAGAUUUAUGGAUACAGAAUGUCCCUGUGGGCAGAGCACCUUGGAAGGAUAGAAGAAUGUUUUGAGGAACCAGAGGCGUUAACAUGUGUGAGGAGGGUAAAUGAGGUUGCUGAAGAUAACUGGAAGAGAUUCGCAGCUGAAAGUUUUACUCCAUUGCAAGGACAUCUACUGAAGUAUCCCAUGCAAGUCGAUGCGGAUGGAAAAGUAGGUCCAUUGCCUGGAUGUGAAUGUUUCCCGGAUGUUGGGGGUAAAAUACUGGGGAAUCAUGCCCCUACUAUCCCAGAUGUUUUGACAACAUAAUCUCAAGAUUUAACAUAAUUGUGAGUCUCUUGGCACUGUAAAGAUAUAUAGCUGCGAUAUGUUAGAUUGUCAUUGUUUGUACAUUUUUCUAUGUUGUUAUGUUGUACAAUACAGGUUGGAAGACAGAUGGAAAUGAUUUGAUGCGUGUGAAAUAUUUCUGGCUAUUUGAUUGUUGAUUUGUAUUUGUGCUGAAUAAAAGAGUAGCUGCAGUCUUUGAUGUAA